Coregonus sp. 'balchen' is the source of this 4925-nucleotide messenger RNA. Lineage: Eukaryota; Metazoa; Chordata; Actinopteri; Salmoniformes; Salmonidae. The record is from the annotation of a GenBank genome assembly.
CUCUGUCAUUCUUACCCGCUUCAUAGCGGUGCGACCUUGUGCAAGCGUGAUUUUAUAAACGAACCUAUUUAUCGUAACCUAUAAUAGUUGUUUCAUUGAAAUGAUGGUGAAGAUAUCAUAAAAGAUCAAUUUCUAACAUAGUUAAUAGUAAAUAACUUGCAGCUAUGCUUUCUCUAAUCAAGUCCGCUCUUGUCGGAUUGGCCAACGGUGGUAGAUCAACGGGGGUCCAAGGUAAGGGGGAGACUUGUGUCGCUGCAAACACUAGCUAGCUGUGAAUGGCUGCCCUACAAACCAACCAGCUAGAUGAUCUUAAAGAAAUUAUCAUGAUUAAUGAUGUAUUCUUGCAUCUUGACACGUUUGAAUACCUGCCUGCAGCCACUAGUAUGAUAGCUGGACUGGCUAGCUAACGGCUUUAGCUAGCUAGCAGCAAUAUAAAACAGUGUUUGUUUGUUGUCCAGAUGUCCUGCAGAGCCAUUUGAAGGUCCUGUCUGCUGGGAUGAAGACAUACGAGGUGCCUCCAGACUACAGCGGUAACUAACUUACUUUGCAUCUUAACAAUCAGUCAUCUGAACUGGCUUCCUUGAAUGAAUUAAUCAAUUAAGCAUUGUAUUGACCCCUCUUAGCUAGAAUGAAUCAAUUAAGCAUUGUAUUGACCCCUCUUAGCUAGAAUGAAUGAAGCAUUGUAUUGACCCCUCUUAGCUAGAAUGAAUGAAGCAUUGUAUUGACCCCUCUUAGCUAGAAUGAAUGAAGCAUUGUAUUGACCCCUCUUAGCUAGAAUGAAUGAAACAUUGUAUUGACCCCUCUUAGCUAGAAUGAAUGAAGCAUUGUAUUGACCCCUCUUAGCUAGAAUGAAUGAAGCAUUGUAUUGACCCCUCUUAGCUAGAAUGAAUGAAACAUUGUAUUGACCCCUCUUAGCUAGAAUGAAUGAAUGAAGCAUUGUAUUGACCCCUCUUAGCUAGAAUGAAUGAAAGCAUUGUAUUGACCCUCUUAGCUAGAAUGAAGAAAGCAUUGGAUUGACCCUCUUACUAGAUGAAGGAAGCAUUGUAUGGACCCCUCUUAGCUAGAAUGAAUGAAGCAUUGUAUUGACCCCUCUUAGCUAGAAUGAAUGAAGCAUCUAUUGACCCCUCUUAGCUAAUGAAUGAAGCAGGUAUUUGACCCCUCUAGCUAGAAUGGAUGAAGCAUUGUAUUGACUCCUCUUAGCUAGAAUGAAUGAAGCAUUGUAUUGACUCCUCUUAGCUAGAAUGAAUGAAGUAUUGGAUUGACCCCUCUUAGCUAGAAUGGCGACAAGUUGAUGGUCACAGUGAUGGAGGUCAAGGAUUCAGUUUGCAUCAUAACAACAUGACAUCGUGUCAGUCAAGGUUUCUGACCACACACAAACACACACACACACAAACACACACACACUCUGGCUACAGGUCAAAGGUCAAGAUCACCCAGGCUCCAUACACGUUUACCUUGACCCUGUCUGUGACCCUGUCUGUGACCCUGUCGGUGACCCUGUGACCCUGUCUGUGACCCCCUUCCCAACCCCUGUAGAGGUUGUGCUGCCUGAACGGCCCAAGCUGAAGUUUCUGAACAAGGUGCCGAACUUUAAGAAGGCGAGGAAGGAGAUGAAGAAGCUAAGAGACAUCCAGGGACCAGCCCAGACAGCCAACACCUUCACCAAGGGACAGUAUGGCAUCGUGGUGAGUGUGUGUGUGUGUGUGUGUGUGUGUGUGUGGUGUGUGUGUGUGUGUGUGUGUGUGUGAGUGUGAGUGUGUGUGUGUGUGUGUGUGUGUGUACCCCAUGUGUUCAAUACACAGAGAACACCGUCUACAUGCCUAGGAGGGUUAUGUGUCAAAAUACUCUCCCAUCAGGGCCUGUGGAUGUAGUUCCAUUGAUCAAGGCUUUCCCCAGGGCCUGUGGAUGUAGUUCCAUUGAUCAAGGCUUCCCUCCUGGGCCUGUGGAUGUAGUUCCCAUUGAUCAAAGGCUUUCCCCUGGGCCUGUGGAUGUAGUUCCUUUGAUCAAGGCUUUCCCCUGGGCCUGUGGAUGUAGUUCCAUUGAUCAAGGCUUCCCCCUGGGCCUGUGGAUGUAGUUCCAUUGAUCAAGGCUUUCCCCUGGGCCUGUGGAUGUAGUUCCAUUGAUCAAGGCUUCCCCCUGGGCCUGUGGAUGUAGUUCCAUUGAUCAAGGCUUCCCCUGGGCCUGUGGAUGUAGUUCCAUUGAUCAAGGCUUCCUCUGGGCCUGUGGAUGUAGUUCCAUUGAUCAAGGCUUCCCCUGGGCCUGUGGAUGUAGUUCCAUUGAUCAAGGCUUCCCCUGGGCCUGUGGAUGUAGUUCCAUUGAUCAAGGCUUCCCCUGGGCCUGUGGAUGUAGUUCCAUUGAUCAAGGCUUCCCCCUGGGCCUGUGGAUGUAGUUCCAUUGAUCAAGGCUUCCCCUGGGCCUGUGGAUGUAGUUCCAUUGAUCAAGGCUUCCCCCUGGGCCUGUGGAUGUAGUUCCAUUGAUCAAGGCUUUCCCCUGGGCCUGUGGAUGUAGUUCCAUUGAUCAAGGCUUUCCCCUUGGGCCUGUGGGAUGUAGUUCCUUUUGUCAAGGCUUUCCCCUGGGCCUGUGGAUGUAGUUCCUUUGAUCAAGGCUUUCCCCUGGGCCUGUGGGAUGUAGUUCCAUUGAUCAGAGGCUUCCCUCCUGGGCCUGUGGAUGUAGUUCCUUUGAUCAAGGCUUUCCCCUGGGCCUGUGGAUGUAGUUCCAUUGAUCAAGGCUUUCCCCUGGGCCUGUGGAUGUAGUUCCAUUGAUCAAGUCUUCCCCCUGGCCUGUGGAUGUAGUUCCAUUGAUCAGGCUUUCCCCUGGGCCUGUGGAUGUAGUUCCAUUGAUCAAGGCUUCCCCCUGGGCCUGUGGAUGUAGUUCCAUUGAUCAAGGCUUUCCCCUGGGCCUGUGGAUGUAGUUCCAUUGAUCAAGGCGCUCCCCUGGGCCUGUGGAUGUAGUUCCAUUGAUCAAGGCUUUCCCCUGGGCCUGUGGAUGUAGUUCCAUUGAUCAAGGCUUCCCCCUGGGCCUGUGGAUGUAGUUCCAUUGAUCAAGGCUUCCCUCCUGGGCCUGUGGAUGUAGUUCCAUUGAUCAAGGCUUUCCCCUGGGCUGUGGAUGUAGUUCCAUUGAUCAAGGCUUCCCCCUGGGCUGUGGAUGUAGUUCCAUUGAUCAAGGCUUUCCCCUGGGCCUGUGAUUGUUGAUCAAUCGGUGAUGGAUGUAGUUUCUCAUUAUCAAGGCUUCCCUCCUGGCCUGUGGAUGUAGUUCCAUGAUCAAGGCUUCCCUCCUGGGCCUGUGGAUGUAGUUCCUUUCAAGGCUUCCCGCCUGGGCUGUGGUGUAUCCAUGAUCAAGCUUCGUCCUGGCUGUGGAUGUAGUUCAUGAUCAGGUUCCUCGGCUGGGAUGUAGUUCCUGAUCAAGGCUUCCCUGGGCUGUGGAUUAGUUCCUUAUCAAGGCUUCCCUCCGGGCCGGGAGUAGUUCCUUGAUCAAGGCUUCCCCUGGGCUGGGAUGUAGUUCCUGAUCAGGCUUACCCGGGCCUGUGAUGUACGUCAUGAUCAAGGCUGUCCUGGGCUGGGAGUAGUUCUUGUCAGGCUUCCUGGGCUGUGGAGUGUAGUUCCAUGAUCAAGGCUCCCUCUGGCCUGUGGAUGUAGUAUGAUCAAGGCCUUCCCUGGCCUGGAUGAGUUCAUUGAUCAGCUUCCCCGGGCUGGGAUGUAGUUCCUAGAUCAAGGUCCCUCUGGGCUGUGGAUGUAGUUCCAUGAUCAAGCUUCCCCUGGCCUGUGGAUGUAGUCAUUGACAGGUUCCUGGGCCUGGAUGGUAUUCCUUGAUCAAGGCUUCCCCUGGGGCCUGGGAUGAUUCAUUGAUCAGGCUUCCCUGGCUGAUUGUUCAUGAUCAUUUCCUCUGUGAUUAUUCAUGAUCAAGGCUUCCCCUGGGCCUGUGGAUGUAGUUCCUUGAUCAAGGCUUCCCCCUGGGCCUGUGGAUGUAGUUCCAUUGAUCAAGGCUUUCCCCUGGGCCUGUGGAUGUAGUUCCAUUGAUCAAGGCUUUCCCCUGGGCCUGUGGAUGUAGUUCCAUUGAUCAAGGCUUCCCCUGGGCCUGUGGAUGUAGUUCCAUUGAUCAAGGCUUUCCCCUGGGCCUGUGGAUGUAGUUCCAUUGAUCAAGGCUUCCCCUGGGCCUGUGGAUGUAGUUCAUUGAUCAAGGCUUCCCCUGGGCUGUGGAUGUAGUUCCAUUGAUCAAGGCUUCCCCUGGGCCUGUGGAUUGUAGUUCCAUUGAUCAAGGCUUCCCCUGGGCCUGUGGAUGUAGUUCCAUUGAUCAAGGCUUUCCCCUGGGCCUGCGGAUGUAGUUCCAUUGAUCAAGGCUUCCCCUGGGCCUGUGGAGUAGUUCCAUUGAUCAAGGCUUUCCCCCUGGGCCUGUGGAUGUAGUUCCAUUGAUCAAGGCUUCCCCUGGGCCUGUGGAUGUGUUCCAUGAUCAAGGCUUCCCCCUGGGCUGUGGAUGUAGUUCCAUUGAUUCAAGGCUUCCCCCUGGGCCUGGAUGUAGUUCAAUUGAUGCAGGGCUUGUCCCCUGGGCCUGUGGAUGUAGUUCCAAUUGGAUCAAGGCUGUCCCGGCCUGGGCCUUGAGGAUGUUAGUUUCUAUUGGAUCAAAAGGCAUUCCCCCCUAAAGGUCAAUGUUCCAGAAUUGUUCUGUGACUGAUCAAAGUUAUGAUUUCGUUUCUUCACAUUUUCAAACCCCCUCCUCCACUUCUUACCUAAUCAUUCUCCUCUCCUCUCCUCUCCUCUCCUCUCCUCUCCUCUCCUCUCCUCUCCUCUCCUCUCCUCUCCUCUCCAUCUCCUCUCCGCUCGUCCGUCCUCGUCUUCGUCUCGUCUCCGUCCCCUCAUCCUCAAGGCGCUGAGGCGUAGGGGUUACCCUCACCAACUUCGGUUCACAUGGAGAGUAAUGAGGCGUCAUGA